Molecule: messenger RNA, 770 nt
Organism: Botrytis fragariae
Lineage: Eukaryota; Fungi; Ascomycota; Leotiomycetes; Helotiales; Sclerotiniaceae
Product: putative 40s ribosomal protein
Exons: 3
Coding region: 44-232 (62 amino acids)
Biological process (GO): translation
Cellular component (GO): cytosolic small ribosomal subunit; ribosome
Molecular function (GO): structural constituent of ribosome
Source: RefSeq, a predicted model, not a curated record
UUAUCGGAAAUAUCAAUCGACAAUAUCCCGAUAAACCGCAAUCAUGGGAAAGGUUCACGGAUCCCUCGCUCGUGCCGGAAAGGUCAAGUCUCAAACACCAAAGGUUGAGCCACAAGAGAAGAAGAAGCGCCCCAAGGGACGUGCUGCCAAGAGAGAGAAGUUCGUUCGUCGUUUCGUCAACGUUACUUUGACCGGUGGCAAGAGAAAGAUGAACCCCAACCCAGGAGCUUAAAUAACCAAAAAUUGAUGGAUGGGGAACAAGAGGGGCGUUGCUUGUUACUACACACAAGAAUUUCACCACGAUGGGUUUACGAUUACGAUUCAGGAACUAGAGAAUAUCUACUUCAAGUUCGGACGGGAAUCCAUUGGUUGAAGGGAAAGCAAUCUUCUUUAAUGGGCGUAUAUGUACAUUUGAGGAAGUGGUUUGCUGCUGAAUUGAGAUCAAUGUUAUCUUGAUCUUUCUCCGUCUCAAUACUUGUUCAUUGGUUUCUGCAGAUGUGAUGUGAUAUUACGAUGUUUUCUUACGCUGCAAAAUGCUGAAGGCGAACUGGGUGGCCCAUUUGUGUGGAGUAUCGGCCGAGGUCUUGAGAAAUGGCCAUGGGCUGGCCAUCGGCCAGGGGUACUAGAGAUUCUAGCCACGAAUCUCGGUCCCCUAGAUUUCAUAGGGAUCUGACGACAAUCAACAGGUUUCAACAUCUUCACAUUUCUCUUUCGGUGUUGUGGACACCCGCAAGCCAUAUAUGAUACAAUCACGAGUUGAAUGAACCUUU